This is a messenger RNA of Clarias gariepinus (North African catfish), 892 nucleotides long. RefSeq names its product transmembrane protein 42. The transcript is spliced from 3 exons. The record is from RefSeq and is a predicted model, not a curated record. Lineage: Eukaryota; Metazoa; Chordata; Actinopteri; Siluriformes; Clariidae. Bases 34 to 567 code for a protein of 177 amino acids.
CCCCGGCGGUGAUGCCGCAGUGACGCUGCACUGAUGUUCCCCGGGGUGGUUUACGCCCUGCUGGCGGGGUUCCUCGGUGCCGUGGCCUCGUCCUCCGCCAAGCUGUCCCUGGGCACGGACUACCUGAAGGGAGUGUGUGAGACAGGACUGAGGACCUGGGGACAGCAGAGGACACUCAGACACGCGGACGAGACGAGCGCGUGCGAGUGGCUGCACAUCCCCCUGCGCCUGCUGUGCGGCGGACUGCUCUUCACCUGUAACGCUGUGAUGUGGACGUUCCUGUCGAAGGCCCUCAGGUACUCAUCAUCCUCAACCAGGACCACUGUGACCACCACCGCCUCCAACUUCAUCUCCUCCGCGCUCCUCGGGCAGCUGAUCUUCGGGGACAGCCUCGUCGCUCUGUGGUGGGUCGGGGUCUCGCUCACGCUCUCGGGUCUCCUGGUGCUACAGCGCUCCUCCUCCACCAGCGCACCCUUGGAGACCGCGGAAAAGGACGAAUCAGACGACAUUUACCGGAGACACGCACGCGCACGUCGCGAGGAGCUGCAGCAGCUUUCUGAAAAAUGAAGUAAUAAAACCAGACGUGAGCGCGAAAAAACUGUUCUCAUGUGGCUCGCAAAAAAAAAAAAAAAACAGCACAAAGCGUAUGUUGCUAAUGAUGAGUGGAUUCGUUGCAUGUAUCCUAGCUGCUAGCUCUUUACAACAGCAUCAUGGCUAAUUGUUACCGUAACCAAGGAAACCUGAGAGCUGGCCUUGUCCUAAUAACUGGUUAUAUAAAAUGUAACACGCAUAAUGUUCCGCUAGUCCAGGCGUGUACAUCUGGGAGAUGCUAUCACUCCAGUCCUGUCCAUACCGAGUCUUUAUUAAGAAGAAGAAGCUAAUAAGAUCCUCA